GAAAACGCGUGAAUGUGUAUCCUAUAAAAGUAAUGCCCCAACGAAUAAAAGUAAUGCCCCAACGAACUUGAAACGGACGAAAUCUCUCUGUUAUUAAUCUCUCUCUUUCUCCCAAAUUCUCAACAAUGGCGAAGAGCGGGCGCGAUUCGAAGGAGGCCGUCGUUCCCGGAGGCCGUGUGGACGACGUGGAGAAGGUUUUCCGGAAGUUCGACAAAAAUGGCGACGGCAAAAUAUCGCUUUCCGAGCUCAGCACGAUUCUCAAUGCCGUCGGCCCUGUGACUCCGCCGGAGGAGGUGAAUCACAUAAUGCUGGAGCUGGACACAAACGGAGACGGUUUCAUCGAUAAGAAGGAAUUCGCCGCCAUAUAUUGCCCCUCCAGCGGCGGCGACUCCAACGCCGAUGAAAAGGAGCUUCUGGAAGCCUUCAACCUAUACGACAUCGAUAAGAACGGGAAGAUCACUGUCAGCGAGUUGAAAUUGGUGAUGGAGAGCCUCGGAGAGAAGUGUUCGAGCAAGGACUGCAAACGCAUGAUCAGGAAAGUCGAUGUCGACGGAGACGGGUGCGUUAACUUCGAAGAAUUCAAAAAAAUGAUGAGUAAGAGUUGAUUAACCGGAUCGACGUCUAGGUUCGUUUAUUAGGUGUAAUCCUUUGUUUGAUCGGAUUAGAUGCGUGAUAUCGUAUUAUAUUGCUUGUGAUUGAGUCCGAAGUGUUAAUUUGUCAAGCAAUAAAAUGUUGAUAUGACUUAAUUUGAUUUUUGCUCUUAUUACACAGUACUUCGGAUAUUGUGAGAAUGUGAGCCACUUUCACAAGAGUUAAA
Messenger RNA from Cuscuta epithymum, 817 nucleotides. NCBI's taxonomy places the organism in Eukaryota, Viridiplantae, Streptophyta, Magnoliopsida, Solanales, Convolvulaceae. The record is from the annotation of a GenBank genome assembly.